UCUUUUUCUAGACGCAGCUGACGAUGUAAACAAGAGAAAACAUCCGAGGGCAGCGGGGCUCACACAGGCCGGGUUUCACGCAAAUGAUAGCCAUUAAGCACCCAUAGACGGCGGACAUGGGGCUCCCUGUUACUAUUAAAGUCAAUUUCCGGGGGAACGUGAAGAGGUUUCUGGCUCAGGAUAUGGAUAAAUUGGAGUGGGAAGCUGUUGAAGUCUGGAUCAAAGCAUCAUUUGGGAUCAACCACUUUCAAGUGAAAUACUUUGAUGAAGACAAUGAAGAGAUUUGCAUAAACAGUCAAGAUGAAUACGAAGAAGCCAUCAAGAGUGCAGAGAAGCAGGGAAACCAGUUACACAUGAAUGUGUACAAGAUGAAAGGACAGGCCUGUGGGGGCCCACUGAAGACCGAGGUGAAGGAGCUGAAAGGAGACCUUCGACCCGCUCCUCCUUACCCCUCAAGGGUUAAAACAGUGGACAAAGGCACGCAGGUCACCCCUGAGCGAGAAGCUGUAGCAGUAAAAGAUAACAAGGGGAACAAACCAGAUGAUGAGCCCCCUCCUAUGUGGUUUAGAUCAUACAUGGAGAAGUUUAAGGAUGAGGUGGUAAAGGAGGUAGUAGAAAGAAUGUGCAGCGACUUUUCUGUCCAGUGUUGUACCCACAAAUCCCCUGAAGGUCCCCCUGAGGCAAUUGGGGCUAUUGGCGGUAUUAUGGGACCCAAACCAGGCCCCUCCACCUCGAAUGGAUCCCUUGGCUACACCCCAAACUGCAGCAGCUGCAACAAACUCACCUCUGAAGGAGCCUACAAGUGCAGCGUGUGCCCAUCCUGCAUCCUGUGUGAGAUGUGCAGACAUAGCCAUGACCCUAGCCACAACCUCGUGAGAACCAAGACACCUCUCUCCAUCCCAGAACAUGGAAUGUCAGGGGAGUUAAGGUUCCCAAGGCGAGGAGACAGGACAGUGCGCAAGGCCGAACGACAGCGCCUCAAAGCAGAAAGAAGGCAGCUAAGAGCCGAAGUGAAGGAAAUCAAGAAGAAACUGAGACUGGAGAAGAGGGGGCUGCAGUGGAGUGGGCCCUCUACCUCAGGAAGAGCCACUCUGACAAACAUGGCCUCCACAUCCACCCAGGUCCCUGCCCUGUCCCCUCCUACUGCCUCAGACACAGCCUCAGGUCCAGCCCCAGCCCAAGGUCCCAUCCCUGCCCUGGUCCCUGAACCCCAGGCCUCCAGUCCAGAGGGUCCCGGGGUCUCGCACACGUCCUUGGUGCCCACUAUGGCUGCCUUGUUUCUGGAUGAAAAUCUGCCUGACGGCACCAAUCUGGAGCCUGGUACCAAGUUCAUCAAAUACUGGAAGAUGAAGAACACGGGCUCUAUCUGCUGGACCUCAGAGACUAAGCUAGUGUUCAUGUGGGGAAACCUCAGCUUGGCAUCAGAGGAGAAGAGGGAGGUGCCGGUGCCCUUGCUGCCACCCGGACAUGUGGGAAUGGUCAGUGUGGCCUUAGUUGCUCCUGUGACAGACGGGACGUACACCUCCCACUGGCGCCUGGCGCACUGUGGGUCUCAGUUUGGCCCGCGUGUCUGGUGCAGCAUCGUGGUCAAGCAAAGAGACAAACGCACCGGACUCAGACAUCAGAGAAAACGACUGAAGAAAGAUCUAAGACCACCGAAGGAAGAGAUGAAGCCAGAGGAGAAGGAGGCGCGGGCCAAGAAGGGCCACACUGGCUUCUUGGCAGGCCUCUUCUCUGAAGACUACUACUUCCCACCAGUGGACUUCAUGACUGCACAGGAUCUUCUAUCUUUUGAGUUGCUGGAUUUAAAUUUUGCGGACGACCUGGAAAAGGUUCCUCAUAACACCCCUGCAGAUUUGACACCGUGUAUAUCCCCUCUUCCCUAUUGCACUGUUGUGUUGGACAAGUCCAGCCCAUCUCCCAAAAAAGAGGAAACGGAGAUCUCAGGAGUCCGAAAACUUUUUGGACGGAAACUGAGGAAUCUGAAGGAGGUGUUUACGCCUGUAGCCCAGGAGGAGGAGAGGGACGAUGAGAUCAGUGGAGCGCAGUUCCUGUGUGAGACCGUCAUGCGAUCCCUCGCUUUGGAAGAAGCCCCCGACCACAGACCCCCUCGCAGGCUCCAGCGCUGCGGCCACGAACCAAAGGUAGUUUCCCCGGUUCUGAACUUUGAGAAAACAGAUGAGUCGGAGGAGACCGAUGAGUUUCAAGAAGGAAAUGAGAUCGGCGCCGUUAAACCUGAAACUUCAGCUCUGCCUACAAACAUAGGACUCAACUGGAUCGCCCAAAAAGAGGAAACCAGGCCAAUUUCUCCACCUGAACCAGAGAAUGAAAACCUGCGUAUGAGUUCACAUCAUAAUAACGAGGACAAAGACUUUGAGGCCUGUGAUGGUACCCAGAACGUGACGGAUGAGCGAGAAGAGAAAGAGGAGGAUGGAAACAAAGGGGAAGACUGGGAUGAGAUCAGCAGCCAGAUCUCCUCAGUCUCUUCUGACGAUUACAGCGUCAUCCUCCCAGACUGCUUUGACACCAGCCGGCCUCUGGGGGAGUCCAUGUACAGCUCCGCCAUGUCGCAGCCUGGCACUGGUGCUGCUGCUCUGGCCUCAGACAAAUCGGAUGUAGAGCAGGAGGAAGAGGAAGAGUCCAUCAUGGAGCCGGGCAGGGAUGCACUACUGGCAGAGAGGCAGGAGCUGACAGAGGUGGCCUCUGCUGAGGAUUCACUGGGAAACGCUGGGCCUCCACUGGUCACUCAAAUUAACAGCAGUGUGAACCAGAUGCCCUGUGCCUCCCAAACUGUGGAUGAGGUGACCUUAACCCCUGAAGUGGUGCCAUUCCCUGACCCCCUGCUUCCCCCGCCGACCCUCUACUCACCCAGGUCUGAGGCACUUUACCUGGCUGACGAUCCCAGUUCUCCAGCCUGUGACCCAAAUGAGCCGCAUCAACCAAGAGUCCACCUCAAUGUAUCAUCUGGUCUGUCAAGAUCUGCAGGCUCAGCAGCCAGUGCCUUUGAGACAUAUAAUCCCAGGCCCAGCAAUGCUCUGCAGCCAAGGGGCCAAGGAGGAAUCACAGAGGGACUUGUUAAGGGAGCUCUUUCUGUGGCAGCAUCUGCUUAUAAGGCUCUCUUCACUGGACCGAGCUGUUCAGUAGAGCGAGGCAUCGACCCAGCCACCACACAAGGCCCUUCCAAGAUGGACCAGCUUUUGGAGAUGGGUUUCAGAGACCAACGGAUGAAUCGGCGACUGCUGAAGAAGCACUUCUACAGCCUGGAGCACACCGUCGACGAGCUGGUGCAGUUGGCCGAAAACCGCCGCAACAGAUAUAACGUUACUUAGGAGUGAAGGUGGCAAAGAUGUGAAAAGUCAGCGUUAAGGUUGUGAAUUAGUUUGACUUUAAAACACAGUGUAAGGAUAAUAAAAAUAAUUGGAUUCAAUCUAUUGGUUGAAGGUUGAAAGAUAAUUGGGAUCAAUAUGAAAUACCGUAGCCUUUAUUUCUUAAUUAUAAGAGAUAAAUGAACAUUCAUUUGUGGCUGCUCCUGCCUUUGCCUUUAAUUUAGCUUUAACAUUUUGAUACAGUUAACCACCAAUACACACUCAGAAGUUAUGAUGAUGGCGGUUAAUCUUUGCCAUGCCUACCUGGGCCUUAGAGCUCUAUGGUGCUGGUCAAAAGGAGCAGGAAGUAACAUCUGGACAGGACUAAAGUGUGUAUUCCAACUCAUCAUCUUAGUGUUCGUAUGGCCGUAGCAGCUGCUUCCUCAUGCUGAGAAAUAAGUGUAUAGGCAGGGCUUGGCUGGAGUCUCAUGGAGCACAAAGCUGUGAGAAUGAAAACUGCUGAAUGUCCAAACAUGUUCUGAAAAGCCAGCGCUCGUGUACGAUGAUGCUAUGAAGCUUUGUGAAUCCUCUGGGGGUUAGGGGUAAAAGUGCAGUAAUAAGAACAAGAAACACAUAUUUAAGACAUUUCUUGAUUAUUGUAGUGAAAUCUGCCUAACAAUGCAAUCUUUUUCUGUAUCAGAGUACUGUUAUUUUAGACGUUGACAUGUGGAAUGUACACAAAACUGUCCGAACGGAUCACUGCUCAGAUGCAGAUGUUUCUGUUUUGUUUUUUAUACUGCUGUUUAGGAGACACCUGCAUGACAGGUAGAGGCUUUUAGAGACGAGUCGUGUUUUUCGUGAUUUUUAGCACAGUUAGAAUGGAAAACGUCCGCUUUGCGUCAUCUGUCUUCAUCCCUGCCUGCCUGCAUCUCUGCUCGUUCUCAUUUAAACACCAACUUUAACUUAAAAAAUGUCUUUAAACACUAACUCAAGCAGAAACGUCUCUAACGACACAUUCCUCAAGCUCAUAACGGAAACAGAACCAAGUAUGUUUUUAUUUCGCUACAUUUCCUGUUUUUUCCUUAGUUUACUGAAGGACACAUGUUGGUUGACAUGUUGACUGUGAUGAGCGUCUGUCAGGUUUUAAGUUACUGUGCAUCUCUUUGAAUGAUUUCGCCUUUUUGUGUGUUUGGGGUUUUUCUUAAUCAGUAUUUUCUUAUGAAUAUGACUGUCCAUGUUUCAAAUCCAUGCUCUAGAAAAUAAUUCUGACUAUAUCUACAAUCUCAAGUUAUUCUGUCACAGAAUAUAUACAUUAAACAAUGCUCUGUCAAUCUGCCAAUAAACUAUUUGCACAUCC
Haplochromis burtoni (Burton's mouthbrooder) is the source of this 4662-nucleotide messenger RNA. RefSeq names its product NBR1 autophagy cargo receptor a (gene nbr1a). The transcript has 22 exons. Lineage: Eukaryota; Metazoa; Chordata; Actinopteri; Cichliformes; Cichlidae. The record is from RefSeq and is a predicted model, not a curated record. Gene Ontology annotation, biological process: macroautophagy. Gene Ontology annotation, cellular component: phagophore assembly site. Bases 117 to 3329 code for a protein of 1070 amino acids. Gene Ontology annotation, molecular function: ubiquitin binding.